Molecule: messenger RNA, 531 nt
Organism: Prunus armeniaca (apricot)
Lineage: Eukaryota; Viridiplantae; Streptophyta; Magnoliopsida; Rosales; Rosaceae
Source: the annotation of a GenBank genome assembly
AUGGAGAUGUACGCCAUCGAACAAAAUGGGACAGACCGUGGGGUCGAGCUCAACCCACGAGAAGAACGGUACGCUGUCACGAAAGAAGAAGUGGACAAGCUCACAAAGAUUGGUUUCAUUCGUGAGGUCAACUAUCGAAAUGGAAGCUUGGGACUGACCGAGGAACGGUCUUACCGUGUCGUUGACAUUGUACGCCCUAGCACCUAUCGACUAAGGGAUCUCAAGGGAGCAAAUUUGCCUCAUCCUUGGAAUGCUGAGCAUUUAAAGAAACGUCAUGAGGUCAACUAUCCAAGUUUGUUGGCCAAUGCGGUCAUGGUGAGGAAGACACUUGUAAAAUGGAAGGUUGACCUAGUUCUCCACAAGGUCAAGCUUGCUACUCGCAAACCUGCAGAUGGAAGCUUGGGACCGACCUGGGAACGGCCUUACCAUGUCAUUAACAUUGUAAGCCCUAGCACCUAUCGACUAAGGGAUCUCAAGGGAGCAAAUUUGCCUCAUCCUUGGAAUGCUGAGCAUUUAAAUAAGUAUUACUAG